This is a messenger RNA of Boeremia exigua, 510 nucleotides long. RefSeq lists its product as uncharacterized. The transcript has a single exon. Bases 1 to 510 code for a protein of 169 amino acids. NCBI's taxonomy places the organism in Eukaryota, Fungi, Ascomycota, Dothideomycetes, Pleosporales, Didymellaceae. The record is from RefSeq and is a predicted model, not a curated record.
AUGUCGGAGCAAUCACCAAAAACACACAUCGUCGAUACUGAACUCGCCCGGUUGCUGUACAAACUUCAAGUACAGCUCGUCCAGCUUACGUUGGCUAUGACAUUCGCGGUCGUGUUUUCGGUCUGGAUGGUUUGUCAAGUAGAUCUCGACCCCAGCAAGGGCGAUGUUCUUGAUGACACAAUCUAUAUCAUUGUCAUGGUUGGUCUUGCCAUGAACAUCGGCCACAUCAUCCCAAAGCUGUGGGCAGCCAAGCUCACCACAGAGUGCGCCAUCCAAGAUAUUGCUGAGCGCAAUCCUAUCGAGCAUGAGAACCGUCAUCAAGAAGUCAUAUCCGUCAUGAGCACCACUCACCCAACACUCAUCGAUUGCGCAAACCAGGAGCAUGAGUGGGAAGUGAAAGAUCUCGAGGCGCAACUGAACAAACUCCAGCGACGCAUUGUGGAGCUGGAGAGCGAUCAUAGGAUUCAAUCAUCCGAACUACAACACUAUAUUGAAGCUCAACAAGGAUGA